Anguilla rostrata (American eel) is the source of this 5707-nucleotide messenger RNA. It is a transcript of the gene mgat3b, whose product is annotated as beta-1,4-mannosyl-glycoprotein 4-beta-N-acetylglucosaminyltransferase b. Gene Ontology annotation, cellular component: membrane. Gene Ontology annotation, biological process: protein N-linked glycosylation; N-acetylglucosamine metabolic process. Gene Ontology annotation, molecular function: beta-1,4-mannosylglycoprotein 4-beta-N-acetylglucosaminyltransferase activity. The transcript is spliced from 3 exons. The record is from RefSeq and is a predicted model, not a curated record. The coding region runs from base 648 to 2408 and encodes 586 amino acids. Lineage: Eukaryota; Metazoa; Chordata; Actinopteri; Anguilliformes; Anguillidae.
AAUGAGAGAAUGAAAAUAAAAAAAUAAAAAGAGAGAGGUCUGGUUUUAUAGGAGCGGAAAAGGCGUCAUUUUCAGCGCAGAAAACAGUGGUACUAGUCUUACAGGAGUAUAGCAGGGCUGGUUUACAUAGCUAUAACAAGAGACGCUACGGCGAGGCGAAAGGCAUUAUCAAAUCGCUGCGAGAAGGCUGCAAGGAGUGAGAGUAAUUUCUCGUCUCUCAUCACCACGACGCAUAUUUCUGUGCACCAACAAGCUAUCGAGAAAACGGUGAUGAAAAUGGAACGAAAAGGGCCUCUUCGGUUCCGUUAAUAUUUGACCAGUAGCCUAUUAGCCCACAGUCAUAUUCGAAGGCGCGCUUUAAAGGGACAUACAGGACAAACGGACGACGCGAUUGACUGAUUUGCUGCUCCCCCGUUCUCUGGAGGAAUCGGACGCUCACCCCCGAGACGCGUGCUUUGCCGCACAGCCCAAACUAUGUAGCGCCGCGAACGAGAUGAGCAUGAACUGGGCAUAAAAGAUACCGGUGAACGGCAAGAUAGGACUGCAAAGCAAAAUAGGAAUGUCAGUGCCUUUUCCUCUACACAGCGACGGACAGAAAGACUGCUUAACUGCAAUGAACAUCUAAUACACAAACCACAGGCGAUGGGAUGAAAAUGCGACGGCACAGGGUGUUCUUGCUUUGCACAGUGGGCCUGUGCGUCAUCUCCUUCCUGCACUACUACAAGGCCCUGCACUACGUCUCCCUGCUGAGGGAGCUCUCCGCUCCCUACCCCAACAUCCAGUCCUUCAUCAUGGUCACCGGGUUCUUCUGGAAGGAGCGGGCCACCCCCCUGGCCGGCGCCCCCCCGGAGGAGGGCCCGCCCCUGGCCAUGCGGCCCUCCAACACCGGGGCCCGGGAUCCCGAGGUCGUGGAGAGUCAGCGGGCGCCAGAGUUGAAUCUCGGGGAAGGGUUGGGGGUCCCCCACCCAUGGAAGAGGCCAGAAGAACCACAGCAGAGAGAGGUGGAAGCCACUGAGGAACUGGAGGUUAAGGAGGUGUUGCUGGACCCAAAACUCAAUGUAAAUCCCUGGUACCCCAGCGAUCUGCACCACAUGAGGCCUGAUCGAAAGGACAGCCCCCCGACAGCCGCCCUCUCGGAUCCUGAAAGGCUCCUCGGGGACCUCCACCAGCGGAGCUUCCUGCUCCGCGACGACCCCACUCCCUACUUCGCGCGCACGAGAGCCGGGGCCCGGUGCUUCCGGCAGGGGACGGAAACGGCGCCCCCCAGGGACGAUCCGGGGAAAGGCGGUGUGACGGCGGCGAGCCAGAGGAAGAUCUUGGAGGUCCAGGAGGGGGUGAACCCAGCGGUGUCCAAACCCAAGAGGGGCAAACGUCUCGUAAAGUGCGUGUGUCGCCCGGGCUGGCAUGGCCCCUACUGCGGCGUGCCCACCAUGGUGCACCACUCCAACCUGCCCACUAAAGAGAGGCUGAUGCCCAGGGAGGUGCCUCGCAGGAUAAUCAACGCCAUCAACGUCAACCACGAGUUCGACCUCCUCCACGUCCGGUUCCGCGAGCUGGCCCAGGCUGUGGACCUCUUCCUGGUGUGCGAGUCCAACUUCACGGCCUACGGCGAGGGCCGUUCCCUGCAGUUCCUGCGCCGCCUCCUCAACGGGACCUACGACUACGUGAGGCACAAGAUUCUCUACGUCUUCCUGGACCACUUCCCCGAAGGCGGCCGGCAGGACGGCUGGAUCGCCGACGACUACCUGCGCACCUUCCUGACCCGCAACGGAAUGUCCCGGGUGGUGGGGUUGCGCCCCGACGACGUCUUCAUCAUAAACGACGCCGACGAGAUCCCCGCGCAGGAGGGCGUCCUCUUCCUCAAGCUCUUCGACGGCUGGACGGAGCCCUUCGCCAUUCACAUGCGCAAGUCCCUCUACGGAUUCUUCUGGAAGCAGCUGGGCUCCCUGGAGGUGGUGUCCGGGUGCACGGUGGGCAUGCUGGCCGGCGUCUACGACAGCGACGGCAUCAAGCUGCGACGGAGGGAGUACUACACCAUGCCGGGCUUCCGGAAGUACGAGAACGACACGGGCCACAUCCUGGUGCAGUGGUCUAUCGGGAGCCCCUUCCACUUUGCCGGCUGGCACUGCUCCUGGUGCUUCAGCCCGGAGGGCAUCCUCCUCAAGCUGGUCUCGGCCCAGAACGGGGACUUCCCCCGCUGGGGGGACUACGAGGACAAGCGCGACCUCAACUACAUCCGGGAGCUGAUCCGAACUGGGGGUUGGUUUGACGGGUCGGUGCAGGAGUACCCCCCGUCGGACCCCAAGGAGCACAUGUACGCCCCCAAGUACAUGUUCGACAACUACAAGCACUACCAGUACUUGCUGGAGAACCCAUACACUCGGCCGGAGAAGCCAAAUGUAGAGUAGUAACUCCGAGCAGGCUGGAGAUGAGAAGGGAGGUGUUUUUUUUGACAGGGGGACAGGUUCCAGCUUCUAGUGUUGGGGGGGGGGGGGGGUAAACGGACCACUGGCUAUUUAUUAUUCCCCCGUGUCGUCAGUUUAAACUCCUUUCCUGUCCACUGGCCACCCCAUUCCUCAGAUUGACAGGAGAGAGACUGGGUGGAAGGACAGCUGUGGGACACAGAGUUGGGGGACGAAACAGCGCAGUCGUGGAGCCCUGUGAAGUUUCAGUGUUGUUUUGUUUCUCUUUGAUUUCCCUGCUCACUUCGUUCCACCAGAAUGGGGCUUGUGCAGCUCGGGCGGCCCUUCUUUUGUUUUUUUUCUUUCUCUUUCCUGUUUGUCUUUCACUUCCCAAUUCCUCCCACAUGCGAGUUAAAAGUGAGGUCCACUGCGAAUUUGUGCUUUUAUUAACUUGCGGUUUUUUUUUUCUUCUGACAAGCAGACUCAACCGCCUCCCCCCCCCCACCCACACGCUCGCCCCUCCAGCGAACUCUUUCUCAGAGCUCGAUGGUGAAGUUUUUUUUUUUUUUUGUUUUUUAAUAGCAAUGCGGAGACAAAGGGAAAAUGGCCAGCAGUGCCGCGUAGUAGAGGUCCUUCUGCUCAUCCAUCGUUCUCCGCGUGAGAAUCUGCUGAUACGAUGAACCCCCCCGUGAGGGGGUAAUACGAGCCCGCGGAGGUGUGCUGUGCCAUGGCCAUUUAUACUGCAAUCCAGCCAUUCUGCAGUGGGCUGCUUCAUGUCCGAAUACAGCAGGUCGUGCUGGGGGGGGGGGGGGUGGUGUUUGGGGCGAGGAGGGGAAGGGGCGUGGAGUCUGUUUCAGGCAGAUCUAACCUGCGUACUGCGACAGCAUUCAGAAUGUUUUCAUAAAUUCCUGCAGAGGGAAAGCCGAGAGGAAGGACAGCCCCAGCACUCAAAUGACCUGCUGUAUCUGCAGCGGCAUGAAGUAGACUGCGUUUCCAUGACAGCUUGCGAGGCGGGGGGUGUGGGCGGCCGGCCGGCGGGCGAGGGGGUUGUUUGGGAGGGAAGGAAAGGAAGUGGGUGGAACCAUUUCAAGCGAGUAAGUUCAAGUUAGGUCAAACGGGCCUUUGGAGGCAGUCUAGGAAACGUGGAGGGCCUCAGAAACCCAGCGGGUUCUGCGUAGUGCUGAGAACUGGCCACCAAGCUUUAGGGAAGGGGGGAGGGUUUAAGAGCAACAAAGACGACGAAAAUUGGGAAGUGGGGGCCGAGGUAAAAAUGAGUUUGAGAUUCUGCCUAAUUACCAUUGAAGGUGGAACACAAUGCCCCCCCCCCCCAUCACCACCCCCGCCCACCUCUUUUGUGACCUACGCCUCAGAUCAUUCUGUAUUUAGUUGCCAAAAAAUGGAAGAUGAGGUUUUUUUUCCUUUCUCUUUUUGUUAAAGAAGUUAAAAAGGCUGUUCCCUGUUGGCAGACAAUGGUGCUUGAUCCUGGAUGCGCCCGGUCAUGUUCGGGUUUGAAAGGGUGCGGAGGCCCCUCCUGGCUUAGGCCCUACGGGCGUGAGGUGGCUAUUUUUAAGGCUACGUUUUUGCCCUUUGAUUUUAGGGCUUGGCGUCGCUGGCCUGGUGCCAUGAAGGGCGGGGUUGCGUACCUGAGCGCGAGCAUGCCCCGUUUAUUAUCCUUGGAAACCGUGUGACACUGAUGCUCGGCAACAGCAAGUCCACGCCUUCAAAAAUCUGAAUCCCCUCGGUGUUUAUGUGUUUCGUGGUGCGACAGGGUGGCCAGUUUCCUUUGAAACAUGACUCAGUGAGUCACUUAAAAAAAAAAUGAAAACAAAAUAGGUCCAGAUUGAUUUUUGAAAACAGCUUAAGUUAGAGGAGGGCAGCCAUUAAAUGUAGCCUAGCUAAAUUUUUCUCUUGUGCAAGCCGUUGUGCCGGUAGCUGUCUUCCUGAGGGGUGGCAGUUGGGCCAUAAGGCUAAUGCUGUGAGUUACCACGGCUGCAGCUGAACAGAGCUUUCACAUCUCUGCUUUCCUGCCACUGGGUUCGGAUCCAAUCCUGUAUCUAAGGAACAUUCCUAGAGUGGGGCCUGAAAAAUAAGUAAAAAAUUAAAUUAAAUCAAUCUGCUAAGGUAAAAUUAAAUCAAUCUGCAGAGGUAGAAUGGGCAUGUACUAGCAUAAGAGGAAGUCUACUGACGUCUGUGCAAAUGAAAGGACUCCCAAAGAGGAAAUGGCCUUAACCCUGUGUUAUGCUGCCCUAGGUGGAGUCAAGGUGAAUGCUUUCUUCACAACAAAAAACUUGUGCAGCUUGGGAGUUCAGAUUAUUGAGUAAUAUUAAAAGCGUGUAAAUGAUUACAUGGCCGCAGUGCCCCUGACUUUUACUGGCCAGUGUAGAACCCCGCUCCCUUCACAACGUGGUCAAAGAGCUGCCCUUUAAGUGAUUUACCGACUGCCCUAGCCCAACUGAUGCAACUGCGCUCCAAAACAACACAAGUGUGUAACAGCUUUUCAAACGAAAGCUGUUAAAAAAGCCAUGGCAGCGGUGCAUAGAUGUCAAUAGCAGCGCUGGAGCAAGUGCUAAUAUCAUAAUGAACUCAAAUGGAACUGUGUUAAAGAGUGGAGUUCCAAAAUUUUGUCACAAAGCUAAGUUUGGUAAACUGCCAUACCUUGUUGUACACGAAUGACGCCCGUGCACUAAUUAAUGCACUGUUGAACUUGAAACACUUUUUAAAACCGCGCUCUUGCCAAAAAAAAAUAAAAAAAUAAAAACGGUAAUUCUCAAGAAAAAGCUUCAGAUGAACAAGGAUGCCGUUAUGUCCCGAUACAAAUGUGGGCCACUGUAUCAAGUUCUUUAGUGUGCCGCAGGGAACAGUACCAUUUCUGAGGUCGCUAUUCGUGCCACUUUCUGCAUUUUGAGAUUUUAUUUUUUUUCUUUCAUUUUUUUUGUAAUGCAGCACUGAGAAGAUUUUUUAUUAUUAUUAUUUUUUUAUUAACUUAUUGUUGACCUAUGGAUUACUUAUAGCUCACGGUGUGAAAUGCCUUCAAGCGCUUGGCGGCAGGCGGUGGCCCGGUUCGGCGGCCUGUCCGAUCGAUGCUCUCUGAAAAGAAUCACUGGAGUGGCGAAGGCAGGGCUCUGAAGGACCCCUGUACAGUUUUUCUCCUUUUCUUACUCGUCCUCUUCGUUUGCCUGUGCGUUUAUUCGUGUGUGUGUGUGUGUGUGUGUGUUUGCUUGUGUGCAAUGUUAUGCUGUUUAUGUUAUCAUUCUAAUUUAUUGUUCUGUUCCUGAAUUUCCUGAAAAAAAAAAAGGGAAAGAAAA